Periophthalmus magnuspinnatus is the source of this 1391-nucleotide messenger RNA. RefSeq lists its product as uncharacterized. Bases 96 to 881 code for a protein of 261 amino acids. The record is from RefSeq and is a predicted model, not a curated record. Lineage: Eukaryota; Metazoa; Chordata; Actinopteri; Gobiiformes; Gobiidae. The transcript is spliced from 3 exons.
ACAUCUCCAUCUAUGUGCAUGUGCCUGUGUGCUCUUAGACUCUCUCAUGUAACUCAGCUGUUCAGAAAUAACUUCAUCCUCCAUCAGAGUCCCACAUGGAGUACCUCAGAAGAUAUCUGCUGUGGCUGGUGCAGGUGUUGGUUCGGCGCUGGUUCCUUCUGUUCACUCUGUUCUGUCUGUACUACUACCAUGUACGAUUGGACAAAGAUAUGAGGUGUUCAUGUAAGUCCCAGGACAAGGACUGCUGGGUCUACCUCCUGGUCCCCGGUCUAAUUCUGACUGUGGUCCAGCUCUGGGUGGACCUGGUUUUCGCUCGCAGUCUGAGAUAUCUCUGUGGAGGUGCCCAAGGUGUGGUGCGGGGUAAGGUGCUCCCAGUCCUGAUCAGACGGGUGCUGGAGGCCAGCUUGGUGGGAGUCCUCUGGGUGCAAUCGGUGUUGUUGGAUGGAGACUGGUACAUAUGCUGUGGGCGAGCAAACAUCCGCUGUUACACUUACCCCUACAACAACUACUUCCCCGAUGUGGUGAGACCGAGUUCUGAUGAGAUCCACAACGAGUCCCAGAUGAUUGGACUCCUGCUUGUGCUUGCAGUGUUUCUUGCAGCAGCCAUCUUGUCCUGGUUGCCAUGGGGACGCUGGUGUGCCUCUGUCUCCUCUGAUUGGCCAGAGGCAGUGCUAGAGGAUGUUGAGCUUACUAUGGGUCAGCAAAUGAGAAGCAUCGCUCAAGACCAGCUUCGGACCAAACUGGACCAAACAGGAGCAGACUGGAGGAAGUGGGAGGAGGUGGAGAAAGAGUUGCUUCUUGACCAAACCAAAGCGCCAACUGAAGUCCAGACUUCGGUCCUUAUGAGCUCCCUUACCAAUGCAGACAGUGGAUACCAAUGAAAGCUAAACGAGGAUUAAACCAGAAUCAGGUCAGCACUAAAUUGGGUUCAACUAGGGGGACAAAACAAACAAAACCAUGACUUUUGUAAUUGAUUUACUAUAAAUAAAUACAAUAAAGUUGGGGUGAAUGGUGGGAGUCUGAGUAGUGGUUUGGGCUGUAAAGUUCUACUUAGAUCUACUUAGACUCAGAUGACCAAAUGUUUGAAAGUUUAUUAUUCAGUUGAUAAUAUUAUAGUAUAUUAGUUCAUCACCCCUCUGUAACUCUGGAUGCACACAACUGUACAAUUCUAAUGUUAUUUACCCCUAUCUCAGCUAGACAUUAAAGACAUGUAUAAAUGUUGUGUUUUCUUUUGAAACCAAGAUGUUAUCAUUGCCUAUGCUCCUAUUCUCUAUCAACUUUAAGAUUAUAUACUCAUUUGUACUUCAUGAUAUUACUGUAAUUUAAAUUGUCACUAACAUCAAGUAAAUAUAUGUAAGCUACAAAAGCAUAAAUAAACUGUGAUUUUGACC